UGCUCAGGGUUCAUGUAGAAAGGCAGAAAGUUUCACAUGAAGGUGGAGAGAAGGUCUUCCAGUUCAACACGUACCAAAAUUGAGGAGAAGAAUGGACAAUAUUUCAAACAGGGUCACCAUCAGCAAUGCGGCAGACAUCAGUGUCAUUGUUGGAUAUUUCCUUGUGGUUCUUAGUGUUGGCGUUUGGUCCAUGUUUCGGACCAACCGUGGGACCGUGGGAGGGUAUUUCCUAGCAGGACGCUCCAUGUCCUGGUGGCCGGUUGGAGCAUCUUUGUUUGCCAGUAACAUCGGCAGUGGACACUUUGUCGGGUUAGCAGGAACUGGAGCAGCCAGUGGUAUAGCUGUGGGGGGGUUCGAGUGGAACGCUCUUUUCACUGUUCUGCUGCUGGGCUGGCUCUUCGUACCAGUCUACUUGACAGCUGGGGUGAUCACAAUGCCGCAAUACCUGAAGAAGAGGUUUGGUGGGACCAGAAUAAGCUUGUACCUGUCCGUCGUUUCCCUGUUCCUGUACAUUUUCACCAAGAUCUCUGUGGACAUGUUCUCAGGAGCUGUCUUCAUCCAGCAGGCCUUAGGGUGGAACAUCUACCUAUCUGUCAUCGCCCUCCUGAUAAUCACAGCUGUGUACACGGUCACAGGUGGCCUGGCGGCUCUGAUGUACACAGAUACAGUCCAGACGUUUGUCAUCAUUGCUGGUGCUUUUGCCCUUGCUGGAUUCUCUUUUGCUGAAAUUGGAGGCUACGGUGCUCUGCUGGCAAAAUAUAGCUCUGCUGUGCCCCACAACUACACCUCUUUGGACCCCCAGCGCUACAACAUUUCCUCACAGUGUUACACUCCAAGACAGGAUGCCUUCAGUCUGCUGAGGGACCCCACAACUGGAGACCUACCCUGGCCUGGGGUGCUGUUUGGGAUCUCAGUAUCAGGGAUCUGGUACUGGUGCUCUGACCAGGUGAUCGUGCAGCGGUGCCUUGCAGCCCGUAGUCUCACCCAUGUGAAAGCUGGCUGCAUUUUGUGUGGCUACCUGAAGCUGCUCCCCAUGUUCCUCAUGGUGUUCCCCGGCAUGAUCAGCAGGAUCCUGUUCCCAGAUGAAGUUGGCUGUGUGGUGCCCGAGGACUGUAAGAGGAUCUGUGAGACAGAGGUGGGCUGCUCCAACAUUGCCUAUCCUAAACUGGUGGUGACCAUCAUGCCCAGCGGUUUGCGAGGCCUGAUGCUGGCAGUGAUGCUGGCUGCUCUCAUGUCUUCUCUGGCUUCCAUUUUUAAUAGCAGCAGCACUCUGUUCACCAUGGACAUCUGGACUCGAAUCAGACCACAGGCGGCUGAGCGAGAGCUCAUCAUUGUGGGCAGAGUCUGGGUUUUGUGCAUAGUGGCCAUCAGUAUCUGCUGGAUUCCUGUGGUCCAGGCAGCCCAGAGCGGUCAGCUGUUUGACUACAUCCAGUCAGUCUCAAGUUAUCUGUCUCCCCCCAUUGCGGCCAUCUUUUUGCUGGCUGUUUUUGUGAAGAGGGUCAAUGAGACGGGAGCUUUCUGGGGGCUGAUCGGUGGUCUGGUGAUGGGUCUGUGCCGAAUGUUACCGGAGUUCUGGUUUGGCACCGGCAGCUGCACCUUCCCCUCUCAGUGCCCUUUCCUGCUGUGUGGGAUUCACUACCUGCACUUUGCCAUCAUCCUAUUCUUUUGUACAUCAGUGCUAGUGCUUAUAGUCAGCCUCUGUUCUGAGCCCAUACAGGAAAAGCAUCUCCAUCGUCUGGUGUUCAGUCUGCGACAUUCCAAAGAGGAGAGGGAAGAUCUGGAUUGGGAACAGGAGGAACAAGAGAGGAGAGCCAAGGAGAUGGAACGACAGAAGAAUGCUACUGCAGUGGUUGAAGAGCGAAAAAAGUCUGUUAUCAAUCGUCUGGUUGCCAGUCUCUGUAAUCUGGGAGGAAACUCUCAGACUCAGGAACCAGAUGAACGACAGGAGCCAGAGAAUCAGGAGCCCCAGAUGCCGGACAUCAGUGAGGACCCGGUGUGGAAGUACACGGUGGACGCUAAUGCUCUUAUUAUGAUGACUGUGGCUGUUUUCAUGUGGGGAUACUUUGCUUGACCUGUGAUCUUAGGGUCCUUAAAACAAAUUAGAAAUAAAUGAAUUUGUGUCCAAUUCUGUGAUUCUGAAACAAAAAUCCUGGAGAUCAAGAGCAGACCAAUACCUGUAAAUAAUAAAGUAACUGAUUAUAAAGCAAGGAAGUCUUCAUUAAUCUGUUGAUCAAGCUGAAGAUUUCUUUCUGUGAACAGUUUCAGCUGAUCCAAUCACCUCCCACAUUGGCUUUCUCCCGAAGAAGGCCCAGCAGAGGUAGUACUUUUCAAAACAACGUAACCCUUGUGCUAUCCUAGCCAUGUUUGCAUUAAAAGUGGCGUUAUCUGGACCCCACAAGACAGCGGGCUGAACUUUUUUUUUUCCAAGGAUUUUUUUAUCUUCACUGGUGUCCAUUGCAGGUAUGAAAUCCUGUCAACCUUUGUCCACCUUUGUCAAGGAAGGGAUCGCACAUCAAUAAAAGGGUGGGGUCGCCUGGACCCCAUUAGAGAGCACAAAAGAGUUCAACCUGCCUCAGGAGCUAUUAUCUUUUACAUUACAAAAAUCCAGUUUGUCAGUUAGUCUGGAUUGGAUCUGCAACCAGUCACGACAAGGACCGACUGCAGAGAACCAUUGGGUCUGCAGAAAGGAUCAAUGGUUCUGACCUUCCCUCCAUCCAGGACCUGUACCGGGGAAAAGGGUUAGGAACCCCUUACACCCGAACACAAUCUCAAUAUAAUCCUCCUCUCAGGCCAAAUUU
Oryzias melastigma (Indian medaka) is the source of this 2798-nucleotide messenger RNA. RefSeq names its product solute carrier family 5 member 2 (gene slc5a2). Gene Ontology annotation, molecular function: D-glucose:sodium symporter activity. Gene Ontology annotation, biological process: transmembrane transport; sodium ion transport. The transcript is spliced from 15 exons. The record is from RefSeq and is a predicted model, not a curated record. Bases 92 to 2071 code for a protein of 659 amino acids. Gene Ontology annotation, cellular component: plasma membrane. Lineage: Eukaryota; Metazoa; Chordata; Actinopteri; Beloniformes; Adrianichthyidae.